Cyprinus carpio (common carp) is the source of this 2815-nucleotide messenger RNA. RefSeq names its product C-X-C chemokine receptor type 1-like. The record is from RefSeq and is a predicted model, not a curated record. Gene Ontology annotation, cellular component: membrane. NCBI's taxonomy places the organism in Eukaryota, Metazoa, Chordata, Actinopteri, Cypriniformes, Cyprinidae. Gene Ontology annotation, biological process: immune response; neutrophil chemotaxis; G protein-coupled receptor signaling pathway. Gene Ontology annotation, molecular function: C-X-C chemokine receptor activity.
AACAUCCUGGUCUUCUGCAUCUCCUUCAGGAAUCAGAAACAUAGAUGUGGGUAUCAGCUUGUCUCCUGUGAAAGGGAAAAAUGCCUCCUAAGAUAUACCUGAAAACUGUGAAUACGUUUUUGAGAAAUAAAUAGACAAAUUAGAACAUCUUAGUUGAGAUUGCACACUUGAAGUAACCUUUAGGACUUAAGCAAACAGGAUAUAUCAACAUCCCUUCAAAGAUUAUAAAGGAGCCUUUCAGAACACAACUCUGACAUUUCAUCCUGUUGAUUAUUCUCACAUACGGCACCACACCAAAAAAGAAGUUAUGAUGACUGAUCCAAACCAUUUACUGAAUAUCAAUGACUUCAGUGAUUUCUACAGUGAAGAGUUCAACUACACAGAUCUCCAGAACUUGACUGAAUUUGUCGUGGAUGAGAAGACGUUGCUUUGCUCCUCCACCAUCAUGGUGGAUGCCGUCAACAUUGCAUUCUGUGUCUUAUAUGUGAUCAUCUUUCUGAUGGCUAUUCCUGGGAAUCUGAUCGUAGGCUGGGUCAUCUUCUCACAUAGACACUUGCUUACCGCCUCAGAUGUCUACUUAUUCAACCUGAUGCUGGCCGACACGUUAUUGGCUCUGAUUCUGCCAUUUUCUGCCUUUUCCAUGAUCCACGGUUGGGUGUUUGGUGAUAUUGCGUGCAAGUUGGUUUGCCUGGUGAAGGAAGUGAACUUCUACACCAGCAUUUUGUUCCUGGUGUGCAUCAGCGUGGAUCGCUACAUGGUCAUCGUCAGAGCUAUGGAGUCCCAGAAGGCUCAGAGAAGAUUGUGCAGCGGAGUCGUCUGCGCAUUGGUGUGGGUCUUUGGAUUUGUGCUCUCCUUGCCGUCGUUCUACAACAAAGCGUAUUACGAGCCACUUUCCCAGCAGACCAUUUGUGCAGAACGCUUUGAGACGAAUCACGCCGACGAGUGGCGACUGGCCACACGUAUCAUGAGGCAUCUGCUCGGGUUCCUCUUCCCUCUGGUGGUCAUGUUGAUCUGCUACAGCAUGACAGUGGAGCGGCUCUUGCGUACACGCUGUUUCCAGAAACAGAAAGCCAUGAAGGUCAUUGUAGCUGUGGUUGUGGCCUUUCUUCUGUGCUGGACCCCCUUUCAUGUUUCGACAAUUGUUGACACCCUCCUGAGGGCCAAAGUGGUUCAAUAUAGCUGUUCGACACAAAUGGCGGUGGACAUCGCCAUGUUCGUAACUCAAAACCUUGGCCUUCUGCACUGCUGCGUGAACCCAUGGCUGUACGCCUUUGUGGGAGAGAAGUUCAGAAGAAGAUUUCUGCAGAUGCUCCAUAGAAAAAGAGUUCUGGAGCGGUUCUCCCUCUCCAGAUCUAGUAGGUCUUCUUCUUUGACCUCAGAUCCCACUUCUGGCUUCCUGUGAGCUAAACAAUGGAAAUCAAUGUAUGUGAACUUUAAGUCAUUUAGUGCACCUUCCCUUGCUUGGUUGUACAAGAAAAACACUUUGUUGUAGGGGUUAAUUGCCAUGAUGCACUGGCUCCCUCUAUUGGUCAGAAAAAGCACCUUUUUGAAGCCUAAAUGAAUAAAAAAAACUAAACAUAGGCUAUAAAGGAGCUACACAACAGUUGCACAACUUCAACAUCACCACCUCUAAGCUUCCGACAACUCUUUCAUUCUUUAUUUAAAAAAUAUUUUCCUUUAUAGUUUGCGAGAUCUUGGUUAUAAACACAAGGAGGCUAGUGAUUGUAUGAGUUUACGUGUUUGGCAUUUAAUGUCCCUGACAACCUCUAUGGUCUUAUUUUGACGCUUGAUGGCAACUGCCUUUUUCAAGACAAGUGAAAGAUUAAAAAACAUUCAGAAAACCCAUUGACCAAAGUAUGGUCACAUGGGCAAAAAGGUCCAUUGUCUAUUGUGUAGUGUUGUAAGGUGCCCACACAAAAAUCUUUUGCCCUCAUGCAAAUUUCUGAUCUGUGGAUUCCUGUUGAAAUGACUGGCUGUUUAUUAGUACUUAUAAAGCACAUAUUCUGCAUAACAGUAUUCUACAUCCUUAAAACCUAAAUAAAACAACUACCUUACUACAGGAUGUCAUGGAUAGUUGAGCCAAUGUUGAGCCAAGUCAUCUUAGUUAAUAGUGAGAACUGGAUCUUAAAAUAGUGUGACCGUUCUGCAUUAUGGACAUGAACGAAACCUUUUCAAGGUGAUCAAACUUGCUAUUUUUACCAGGCAGAUGAUAACAUAAAUGAAGAAACUCCAUAGACUUCUACUGAAGGAUGAACCCAAGCCAUCUGAGAUACUAUAAUAUCAUAAAGACUUCAGGGUAAUGAACUCAUUUGACUAGCUAUUAAGCAAACACAUGCAAUUGCAGAAAGCUAGGAUGCUGGUUUGGAGAGAGGUGUGUGAUUGAAGUUAGCAAAAUAGCCAAAAUCGCUCUUUUUAUAGCUUUAUAUAUAUAUAUAUUAUUUUUUAUUAUUAUUAUUUUUUGUCAAGGCAGCUGGUCUGUAUGUGGACAGUACGCAAAAUGUUUUUAAUUUAAAGAGAUUAUGUGCAUGUAUUAAAUAUAUAGUAUGAUGUACAACAAAUAAAGUAAAGAUCAGGUUUUCUGAAAUGCAUUAUGCUUUUUUCCUUUCUUCAUAAAUUGUACUUUAAAUAGUACUUUAUAAAGUGCAUGAAAGCUAUUAGGAAUAUUUUUUUGUACUCAUAAAGAGUUUGUGGUGUAAUGGUUGUCAGCCUUAAACGGAUGCAAUGACAGAAGAAUCUCUCCAGGACUUAUAAUGGAUUUACUUUUAGAUUUUUAUUCUUAUUUGUAAAUUAAAAAAUAAAAAUGUUAUGAACACUG